ACUAAAAGAGAGACCCCAACAGUUCAAGGCCGUGUUUUCGAGUGCGUUUCCUUGGAAUCCAAGAAUUUAUUUUGAGCAAAAUAAAUGGAAACUGAAAAUCAAAAAGCAGAAUUCCUAAAUUCAAUUUAAUGUAGGACCGUGGAAGUCGUACAAUACUAAAUAUAUAUCAUGAUUUUUUUUUUUUUUUUGAAACCAAAUAUAUAUCAUGAUUAUCACUGGAAACUGAAACUUCAGAGCAAAGCCUAAAACCUGAAGACUCUCCAAUGGCGGCUGACUCUGAAGAACGCAACCGAAGAGGCAAACGCAAAAGGGAUCAGACUCGCCCUAAACUCCUUUCUGGGGAGAAAGUUGAGGUGAGGUCUUUGGAAGAAGGGUUCCUGGGUUCAUGGCACUCGGGUGAGGUGGUUCGCUGUGAGAAAUCGUUUCGUCAUGUGCAAUAUGAUCACAUUCUAUGUGAUGAUGAAUCUGCCAGUUUGAUUGAAUUUGUGGGUGUCAGUCCCUUGAUUGAUGGUGUCAAAUCUGCUCAACGGGAGCCAAAUAACAGUCGUGGUGUGAUAAGGCCUUUGCCACCUUCGCUUGGUUUCACAAAAUCUAGUCUUCGGUAUGGACAAUGUGUGGAUUCUUUUGUUGAGGAUGCGUGGUGGGAAGGUGUGAUUUUUGACCACGAAGAUGGUUCUGAGGAGCGGAAGAUUUUCUUUCCUGAUCAGGGUGAUGAUAUGAUGGUCUGUGUUGGCAACUUGCGGAUCACUCAAGACUGGGAUGAGCUUACUGAAGAAUGGAAGCCUCGAGGUAACUGGCUUUUUCUUGAAGUAAUCGAUGAAGUCAAGCAAGAGUGGCCCCUUUUUGUCUCAGUAAAGCAAAUUUGGUAUGAAGUGCGGGAGAAGAAUGGAAAAAACAACCUAAAGGAGUGGACAUUUUCUGUUACAGAUUAUUGGAGGAAAUUGGCAUCCCAAGUAAUACUUGACAAUUUAAAGUUCAGUGUCGAUCAAUUCUUAGGAUUAUUGAACUCCUCAGAACGCUUUGUACAGGAAGGACCGCUGUUGGAAUUUUCUGAAUCUGUUCUCAACGCUGUGCUGAAACCAAAAACAUAUAUAAAUGGUUUGCUUGCCCUUGCACCCUUUACCAAAUCUUCUAGCAAAGUAGAAGACGGUGGAGUGCUGCCUAACAAUCUAAACGUUUCCUGUCAUCAUAUUGUUGAAAACGAAGUGGUUCCAGAGGGUCUUGUGCGUAGCAUAGGAGAGGUUGAGGUCGGUUUUAGUAGUAAGAAUUUGGAUACACAACUCAUCCUGAGCCACGAUGAAACACAAUCCUUGCCACUUCACACGCUUCCAUGUUCAUCUCAUAGUGAAAUUGGAGCACCUGGGAGUUUGUUGGAUGAUUAUGGAGAAACAAUUCCUUGUACGAAUUCCAAGGUGCCGAGUGAGAAGCUCAAAUCUUCUAGGAGAAAAAAUGUGGAGUGGCUUCCCUUGGCUCUUGAAGCAGAGUUUUGCCCCGAUGCAAUUAUUCAGUUCCAAAGAAAGUUCAUGCUGGGCCGUAAAAACUUACAUGUAAAAGUAAGGAAACAUCUUUUAUAUUUGGGCUGGAAAAUCGAGUGCGUAAAGGAUUGUGAAAUGACUAGGUUACGAUAUUUUUCACCUUCUGGGAAGUUAUAUAUGUCGCUUUCUAAACUGUGUAAUGAGUUUGACACCACAUCAGAAUCUCUUUCUGUGAUUCCCAUGACAAGAAGGCAGGAUGUCUCUCCCGAUAGUUCACUUGAUAUUACAUCGGGCAGCUCAGCUGAUGGGUUCACCUCAUGCCUUCCUUUGGUCAGACAGCAAGAAUGCAGAAAGAAGUCCAUGUUGCCUUCUUUAGAAGUCAUCAUUGAUCCCAAAUACUGCCCUCAAGCAGUGAGUGAUUAUGUAUUGUGUCAAAAAGAAAAUACCCUUCACUCUAAAAAGGGAAUAACACGGCUCGCUUAUGAAGCUAAGAAGCAUCUAGUUUUUAGUGGAUGGAAAGUCUUUAAUUAUUUGGGGCGAGGCAAGAAACAAUUUUGUUAUGUGUCUCCUAGCCGAAGAGUAUUUUAUUCACUUCUAACAGCUUGCAAAUGGUAUUUUGAAGAGAGUGCGUCCUGUCCUGAUACUCCUGGAAAUUUGGCAACGGGGACAUCUCCUGGUAUGUCACCGUCAAAGGAGAAGGAGACCAGUAAAUCGAGAACGAAGAGAAAGCUUUCCUUCCAUGAAUCUAGGGGUUUGUUUAACGAAGGAGAUGUUGCAGAUACUAAAUCUUCAUCCCGUGUGCUAAGAUCAAGUAAAAGAGCUAGGCAGGUUUCUUCCUCUCAUCGGACACCUCGUACCAUUUUAUCUUGGUUGAUCGACAAUAAUGUGGUUCUUCCGGAGACAACUGUGCAAUAUUGUGGAAGGAAAGAUGGCCCCCCAUUGAAGGAGGGGAAAAUAACUCGGGAUGGAAUCAAAUGCAACUGCUGCCAGAACGUUUAUAGCCUUAGCAACUUCGAAAUUCAUGCAGGAAGCACUAAUCACCGGCCUUCAGCAAAUAUCUUUUUGGAAGAUGGAAGAUCAUUACUAAAGUGCCAGUUGGAGAUGAAACACAAAAGUAGUGUGAAAAACUCAAAGACAGAACCACGUAUGGUGCAAGGGAGUCAACAUCUUAACCGGAAUGACCAUAUAUGCUCUAUCUGUCAAGAUGGUGGUGAUUUAAUUUUAUGCGAUCGGUGCCCAUCCUCAUUUCAUACUAGUUGCCUUGGUAUGAAGGUUAUUCCAGAUGGCGACUGGUUCUGCCCGUCAUGCUGUUGUGGAAUCUGUGGCCAGAGUGGGUUCGAUAAAAGCAAUGACCAAUUCACAGAUAAUAACAUUCUCUGCUGUAAUCAGUGCGGGCAUCAAUAUCAUUAUCGGUGCAUUGGAGAUGAGAGUUCAGAGCCAGACAAUUAUCCUAAAGGAAAUUGGUUUUGCAAUACAAGAUGUGAACGGAUUUUUUUGGGACUUCAUCAGCUGUUGGGAAAACCAAUUCCAGUGGGCACUGAUAAGCUAACUUGGACAUUGCUGAAAUACACAAAUCCAAAUGAUUCUUAUUACGGUGCCCCUGAUGAUGAGUCUAUGACGGAGAAUUAUGGCAAACUUAGCGUUGCUCUUAGCGUGAUGCAUGAGUGUUUUGAGCCCGUCAAAGAAUCUCGAACCCGGAGGGAUCUCAUGGAAGACAUUAUCUUUAGUAGAUGGUCUGAAUUGAACCGGCUAAAUUUUCAAGGAUUCUAUACUGUGGUUUUGGAGAAAAAUGAUGAGCUGAUUACUGUGGCUACUGUAAGGGUCCAUGACGAGAAAGUAGCUGAAAUACCUCUUGUUGCCACAAGGUUUCAAUAUCGACGACAUGGGAUGUGUAGAAUUCUGAUGAACGAGCUUGAGAAGCAACUUGUGGCAUUAGGAGUAGAAAGGCUAGUUUUGCCGGCUGUUUCCAGUGCAUUGGACACGUGGACCACAUCGUUUGGUUUCAAAGAGAUGAAAGGUUCCGAGAGAUUGGACUUCUUGAAGUACACAUUCCUUGAUUUCCACGGCACAAUCAUGUGUCAAAAGUUGUUGACGAACAUCCCGUCCAUCAACUCGAGUGUAUCAGCAGAAGCUGAUCAGCAGUCUUUCGACCAUAACAAUAAUGGUAAUGCUGACUUGGAUGGGAAUAUCACAAUCUCCGAGGUCUUCCAAGCCGAACAACUUAACGGGAGCGAAACUGUCGACCAAGCAUCGUUGGAGCCAAGCGGAGGAGGAUCUGGUGCCAAUGACGACAGCGCCCCAGCUCCCGUAGUUCUCGCGUUCAAUCCAACGCUCCCUCUCUGCUCAGCUAAAGCUGCGUUGGAUUACUCGGCCACAGGCGCUGAGCAGAAGGAAGAUGAGACGUUCAAAUGCUACCAGCGCAGGAGAACGCUGCAGCCUGUGGAAGCUAAGCUGGUGUAACGAGAGGUAACCGAUAACUGAUAAGAACCGGGAUUGUAGAUUUGUUGUACAUAGGUUUUUCCGAAAAACAUGAAUCUGCUGACUGUUGUGUUCUUGCAUUUUGGUGUACAAAAGACCUGUCUUGAAGGUUCAGAUGUAGUGAAGCCGUGAAGGGGUUCUUUUGUGUGUGGGUGGUUUUAGCUUUCAAGAUAUGCUGCAUAUUUUCCCCUUGAAUGCAUCAUCAUCAAUAAGAUUAAUGUUUUUUCACCUGGCACUAAUCAUUUCUAUUGAGUUAUCAUGAUUUACACAUA
Molecule: messenger RNA, 4225 nt
Organism: Ipomoea triloba (trilobed morning glory)
Lineage: Eukaryota; Viridiplantae; Streptophyta; Magnoliopsida; Solanales; Convolvulaceae
Exons: 11
Coding region: 264-3935 (1223 amino acids)
Biological process (GO): negative regulation of DNA-templated transcription
Molecular function (GO): transcription corepressor activity; acyltransferase activity, transferring groups other than amino-acyl groups
Source: RefSeq, a predicted model, not a curated record